AUGUUUUUGGGCAUGCUAUUCAUGCGCAUGAAAGUGGCAAGUGGCAGAAACCAUGAAGCGUGGCCGCGGGCCAUUGCGCGCCGUCAAACCAAAGACGAAGCUUCUUUUUUAUUCUUUGAACCUGCACCGAGGGCUACGAAGCCAAAACGCACGAUGGGCGUUUCCUUGUCACACCAACAACCUGUGAAUCAAGGCGGAGGUUGCCGCAUGCUGGGCCUGCGAUUAAACACGCUUGAAGCCCACAACGCAACGCGUCUUCCGCCGCCGCCGCCACCGCAUCUGAGCUCAUCUCGACGCUUCUCAAGACGGUGGAAGACCGCAUUGUCCCCCUCACCCAGCAAGGAGUUGCGACCGGCUCAAAGGUAUUCGGCGCAGCCAACAACGCACGGCUGUCUCCCCUGCUACACGGCGAGAUCAACUGCAUCCAGCAGUUCUUCACCGUCGACUACCGUGAUCCAACGGCGCGGCCUGGUCCACAAAAGGAUUUGCAUCUUCUUUGCCACCCAUGAGCCGUGCAGUCUUUGUCCGAGAGGCAUUGCGUGGUCCGGCUUCAGCGAGUUUUACUACCUCUUCACCUACGUGGACAGUAGGGACUUGUUCUCCAUCCCCUACGACAUUGACAUUCUGGAGUCGGUCUUUAGGGUGCAGGGCGAGGAGACUGAGCAGCAGGUCAACAAGAGGGCGCUGUACAAUAAGACGAACAAGUUCUUCAGGGGACGAUCUGUGGGUGAUUUGCUGGACGACUUGUGGUAUGUGGCGGAGAGGAAGACGUGGCGGCAGGAAAUCCAGAGAGUCGAGGACUUGUACAGUUCGUUGAGUGAGACGUAUCAGAAAGGGAAGAAGUCUGGCGCAGAGAGUUCUAGUGUUUGGAAGUAA
Messenger RNA from Metarhizium acridum CQMa 102, 876 nucleotides. Lineage: Eukaryota; Fungi; Ascomycota; Sordariomycetes; Hypocreales; Clavicipitaceae. The record is from RefSeq and is a predicted model, not a curated record.